AUGAAUUGUGUAUCCCCAAGCAAGAGUGAUACAAAAGUGCAAGCCCUGAAACGAUGUGCUGAUGCAAGUCAUAGUCAAACAAAACUUGAGAAUAGGUCAUAUUCUGCUAUGCAGCAAAGGCAGGUUCAUCCUGCCUCUCCUUCUAGCAUGAAGCAGCCAUCCAAUAUGAAGUCGAUAUCCCCUGGUAGGAGUGACAUGCAAGUGCAAAACCUGAAACUAUGUGCUGCUGCAAGACAUGAUCAGGCAAAGAUUGAUGACAACCCAUAUUUUGCUAUGCGGGAAAGUCAACUUCAUUCGGCAUCUCCUCCGCAUGUGAAACAGUUGUCAAAUAUGAAGUGCAUAUCCUCCAAUAGGACUGCUACACAAGUGCAUGCCACCAAACGAUCUGCUACUGCAAGUCAUGAUCAGGCAAAGAUUGAUGACAUAAACAUGGAUUGUGAAGCAAGAUCUGGUGGUUUCAUGCCUAUAAUUCAUGAAUGUAGAACAAGUGAACCAGUUAAAGUAAAAAUUGACUCCCUGAUUGAACACAAAGGUACAGAAAAGAAGAUAGUGAAUGCAGAAAAAAGAGAAAUUAACUCUCAGACUGAGCUUGAGCCUAGGGAAAAGGGGACCUUAUGCGCUUCAGAUGAAGAUACUGGGUACAAAUCUGAAAUGGGGAGUCUGAACCAGAACAAAGACGUGAUUCUCGUCAUGGGUUCAACUAUGGAGUAUUCAAGACGCCCAACACCUACAAAUUGUUGGAGGGGAUGCUUUCAUGUCUUCUGUGCUGGAGAAAAGCUAAAUCUUGGUGAAUUUAAAGCCUACUUUCCAUCAAAAGUGUCAUCCAGAGUUAAUGAUAUUGUCAAGAUGAUGCCCACUGAUCUACAGCUGGAGUUAUUACCUCGAAUGAAUGACUGGCCAAAAUCUUUUGAGACUAUUAAUCCAGUUCAUGAAGACAUUGGCGUGUUCUUCUUUUCUAAUAAACCUGAUGGGUAG
This is a messenger RNA of Miscanthus lutarioriparius, 975 nucleotides long. The record is from the annotation of a GenBank genome assembly. Lineage: Eukaryota; Viridiplantae; Streptophyta; Magnoliopsida; Poales; Poaceae.